Molecule: messenger RNA, 19495 nt
Organism: Spirometra erinaceieuropaei
Lineage: Eukaryota; Metazoa; Platyhelminthes; Cestoda; Diphyllobothriidea; Diphyllobothriidae
Source: the annotation of a GenBank genome assembly
AUGGAUAACUUCGAAGGUAUGCACUGCGUACUUGUCUGCACCUGGAAGGGGGUAGGAGAUGCAUUUAGAUUUUCUGCACUUUCUGCUACAUGCGAAUCCAAGCACUGUGAGCAGUUUUUAAUGAGUAAAUGACGAAUUUUAAAUAAUUUUCGUUUAAAAGAUUGCGGAGAAGCGUUCAGAUUGAGGAAAAUGAAACCCCUAGUCGAGUUGUGUGUUUAUGCUAUGAUAUAUGGGAAACGCGCCCUCGAGUGUGGUAGACUUUGUGGAAUCAGCUAUGCAUUUGUGCCAAGCGGCUGCACAGUGCGCCAGACUGUUUACUAAUCUUCCUAAACAAAGUAACGCCAAUGAAUGAAUUGGCUGCGUACAUUGGCCCUAUCCCAAUCAUUUUUCUGUGUGGAAAGCAUGAGAUGAGUCCCAAACGGCCUCACUUAGCAUAAUUCCCCCCCCCCACUCCCCGACAUCAGUUUCUAACAGGCUGUCCGAAUGUACUGACUUUGCGACUGCGAUAAACAUGUUUUCCUUUUAAUCCGGUUGAGAUAGAUAGUUUUCAAUGGGUGGCGUCUUAUUGAAGACAGCACGAUGGCGAACAGACGGCAUACACCCCACACGCUCCCUGUCGCGCGCCAUACUGACUGGCACACGAUCUCAGUGGACUACGUUCAGGCUACUCAUAGUUUCCCGUACAGAGUAUGGAACAUAAUGUGCGUCGGCGCACGAUUGAGUUAACUGCUGGCAUCAGCUUCAGGCAUACGCCAAGCUGGAGCCUAAUAAACGACAAUAUAGACUGGCGGGGUGAAUGUAGACACUCACCAAUGACUGCCAGAGUACAGUGUCGGACGGACUGGCUCACGGUCUGUUCGGUUACUUACUUGUACCUGGUAGAACUGCGAUCAUGCUUAAUCUAGCCAGCCUCGAUGAUGCCCCAAACUGUACCUCUCAACGCCUGACGUUUAGUGGCUGCAGAUCUGGAUCGUUCAACUCCUACUCUUCGCCAACUACGGAGACCGAAUUCCCAAGGUCCAAGCAUCACUUCCAUGUCUUGACAGACUGCGUCGAACCAGGUUUUGAUUUGACCCCCUCUUCGACUUCUCUGAUGGGGUAACGGUGGCGGAUCGAGGGUAGUAACACUGAACUCUUAAGGUAGACGACGAAGAGCCCGUCCAAAGUACCUCAGUCGUCUUUCUGGUAUAAGAGCAUAACCUAUGCAAGGAGGCAAGCGUUGUUAUUUCAGAGAAAUGUUUGAGUAUAUUACAAAACGUGGUAAGCUUUCUCAAUUAUUUUCAGGUGGACAAAGUCGUGUUGGAGAUGUUAUCGUGAUAAUUCAUCUGGGCUAUACGAACUUCACGAACUCCGAUGCGAAUUCAGGGGGUGAGCAUUUGGACUUGGCGUCGUAGUGAAUUUAUCUGAUUUUAAAAGUUCGGGGGAUAUUGCAAAUUAUGACAGGCAAGGCUUCGCAAAUUAAAUAGACUUUGCUUUAGUUUUUUAUAAUUCUGAUUCGGUUAUGCGAGCUGUUUCCAGUCCGGUUUACGGUACAUAAAUACCUAACCUCGGGUUUACGGAUGGUACUCUGGAGAUGAUUAUUUAUUCAUCUAACCUUCCAUUCUCGUACUUGUGCGCAUUAUCGGAGAUAGAUAAUAGAGAAAUGCAUGGUUUAAAUAAGUCUUUUCUCACCGCAGAUAGGGCCAUCAUUAUCUACCCUGACUACGUAAGUGGUGGCUGGCGGUCACGUAUGACACCGUUAGGCCGGCGUUUCGUUUUAUCGAGUUGGCGUCUGAUUGCCAGGCCUCAAUUAUUUCUCUCGCCAGUCAACUUUCCAUCGGCCGAGUCCUUGCACACUGUCAAAUUCAAACGAGUGGUCAUUUUCCAGACCGUGCGUGGCGACCGGUGAUCGCACGUUCCUUCGUUUAACGGCUAAAGCGUGUUCAUGCAUUCGCGUUAUCAGUCGUUUGUUGGUCAUGCCGCAGUAAUUGGCCCGACAGCCUAAAAAGUUAGCGCAGUAAAUGACGGCGGACGUAUCCUCAGGGUGGUAGCUUACCCUUUGGCUGCAUGAUUAGGCGGUGUGUUUGUGCGGGAAGAAGUGUCCUGGGGCAGCUGCCUUUAUACCUAGGGCCUACCUUACCUUCAUUUUCCAUCCGAAGACACGGGGUCAGCAUUUUCGCUCUUAACGUUAUAUAUCUGGAAUGAGAGAGAAUGCACGCCGUCCAGGCAAUUGGAGAGAAGAAGACGGGAAUGCAAUCGCUGGGACCAAUUGUUUAUUUAUCCGACGUUUCGAACUCGAACGCGAGCCCAUCGUCAAGGAAUGAAAAACUGUACAACACAUCGCGUUUUUAGUUUACAUCAGUCGGGGAUGACCUCCAGCUGCGAUGCUGAUUUGUUCACGCAGUGCUUGAUAAACGAUUAGCCGAUCGAUAUGUCGAUUGAUCGAGUUCUCAGUUGAGUGCGACGCUUCCUGCAGCAGGCGCGCAACUCCGUCGUCUGACUGGCCCAAAAUUCUCACGCACUCAAAGUCAAAGCCGUGUCCUGAUGAGGAGGAGUGGACGGCUACUAAGGAGAGUUUAACUUUCCGUCUUACAGUCAGCUCAAUCUCGUGAAAUAUCGUGCGAACCUGUUUGCCGGUUUCACCUAACAUAACUGACCAGGCCACAUUUGCAUUCUGUCCGGUAAAGGAUCCCCGAUUUUUGACUUAUGGGAAGCUUAUAUAUCAUCAGAGACUGAAUGAUGUCUUCCCGUCCAUACAGAUUACUCGUAAAGAGGCAAUAGGGGACAACCUUCCGUUUCUUGACGUGAGAAUAUGAAGGCUGAGCGGUGGUAGUUUCGCGACGAGCGUCCAUCGGAAAGGAUCUAAUUCUGAAAUUAUCCUCCACCACCCCGAGGCUCACAAAAGAAGCUACGUCCGAACUCUGUUACACCGGGCCUAUCGUUAUUGCAACAGUGACGAUCUUCUGAAGAAAGAGCUUGCGUACCUGUAUCGGUUGUUUCGAUCUAACGGAUACCCGAAAAGUUUUGUAAAGAACGGCCUCAGACACCAGGCACAAUCGCAAGAUUCCACACUCAAAGGUUAGAUAACCGACUGCCUACGGUAAAUGAAACCCUUUGAAUUCCUGGCUUAAAAUAGUCCAGUGGGGAUGGAAGAUAGAUAGUACCUGCAAAGCCAUGAACAUCUAAGUCCGAUGCCUCCGUUGCCGAAGAACCACACCAGUGCAGAGGCACCGAGGAUGCAGACGUGGACUCCACCUCAGGGACUACGUUCUUCUCCACCCCUGCGUUUUCUUAGUCAGGACUACUAAGCCGGGGGAGGAUGACUACCUGUCGUUGAACUUACCAGUAAUUACCUAUCGGUGAUGACGAAUUCAGUGAUGGCGGGGGGGCUUUCGUUGCAUCACCGUUGUUGCCUUCGCUGGCUCCAAAAAAUAAAAUAAUAGGCAAGAAGAAUUCCGCGCAGGUGGCAGAAUGCUCUGGCUUUUUGCAGACACCCUCGGUCAUGCUGCGACUCAUUCUUGAGCACCAUUCUGAAAACGCUCUUCAAAACAUUGCCCAAGCAAUGGCCAGUCUCAACAUGAGGCAAGCUGACCCACUCUCACUGUGAUCACUGUGACCAGAGAAAUCAAAGGACUCUGUGGUUCAGUUCAUCGACUAUAGUGCUCUUCAGAACGCCUGUGCAAACAGCCUCACACUCCGCUAUCGGUCAGCAUUCAUUAGUACCAUGUGAGAAGCUUUGUGUGGAAAAAUUGUCACGACAUCUGGACGUCUCUAUUGGAGACAACUAGCCUCCUCUCAGGUUGCUGUGAUAAACAGUUGACUUCUCAACUUCUGUACACUGACUGAGUCCGCCAUACAACGGUAAAACUGGUGUAUCCCUGUGUAUAUCCAGCAUGCAACCACGUUUAAUCUCUCAGCCAUUUACCAAGACUGUAGGGCCCAAUUACAGUAGACCAGAGAUGUGACAACUGAAAUUGAUCUGCAUAGAAUACUAGGCAUGUGCAUACAACCAGCUUCAACAUUCAUAUUUUAAAUAUAGUAUAUCCAAGUCUAUACACGAAAACUUAUCGACACCUGGUUCUCUACAACCAAAAACGGACCGCCAACCGGUUACGUGUCCCUGCACUGGAUUGUCGCCUGCGAAUACCGAUACCAUACACACGCGAUCAAUUCGUGAGAUAACAUAUCUACUGCACAUUCACACUCGGAAACCACGUGCUAAUUAGAAUCUAGGCGAAACACCCACUUGAAUCUCUUCCAUUCCCGACUUAAAUGAGUCGGAUGGAAAGGGAUGAGAAAGAAUAACUGCAGAGCCUAGAAAUGCGAAGACAGUCAUUGUUGCAAAUACAUUUAUGGUUGCCCAGACUCCUACCUCUGUACGGCAGGAUCGGUAAGUCCAAUAAUUACUCAUCCUCUGUCCCACUAGUCGCACUGAUAGGGGUACAGUAGAGACAACAGAAAUCACAGAAUCUCACACAAAGACGUCAUAGAACGGCCUACACGUAUUCGCUGCCUACAGUAUUACCUGGCACGCCAACAGAGGAAGACGUGUGGUUUAAUAACCAUGCUACGGCAGUUAGUGGACGUUUGAAAUAUAUGCAAACAUGGGCUUUCUGUGAGGUAUUGGUACUCAAUCGACAUACCUGGUCAUUUGCAGUAUGGACCAGGGUAUGUGGAGGGAAGCGCUGAGGUGCGGGCUCGACCGUGCCAUUCAUACACGCCCUAACUGACUCCGUUCAUUUUGACUCUGACGUGACACCGAGUCAAGGUGUGGAGUAGGAAUAGAGAAUGCGAGGGAUGCUGUGCAAGUCCAUUUUCAUGCACAAGUCAUCGUCUCUGCUCUCAUCCUGUUGUGGGGCACACGGUGGACACAGUCCAGAUCGACAGUCGGUAUGCAUUGUCAUGUAUCUUACUGUCUGACAUGAAUAUGCUAGUAGUACCUGCUUAUGCCUGCCACAACUGCCGUUGUAGGAAAGAAGAAUGAAGUUUUGUUGGAGGCCGGCGAAGCUGAUUCACCUUAUGCAGCCAUCCUGGAGGAUGUGGCUGGAAUUAACUUCAGGGCCUUGGUGGACCAAUGGAAUAAAAAUGGACUCAUGGGUGAGUAUUGUUUCCAUCCGUUUAUACUGACUGUAAUUGAGAGAUAACCUGUGAUUUAAUGGGCACAGAUUGAAGCAUCUGCAGGAUGGUCUUAAAAUAGACACACCGCCUCAGGAGGUGGUGAGUUAGAGUGUCCUAAUUCGAGAGGAAUCUGGAUAAUUUUCCCUUGAGACUUUUGUAAUUUACAUUCAGGGGCCUUUAAGUACUGUUUCAAAAAUAAUUGCCAAUGUGUUUACUUCGAUUUACUCAAGAGCUAAGGACUGACGCAUGCAACAACAGCGUAAACAAACUUGGCAUGUCCUUUUGUCAUUCAACCGCAAUCCAGUUAACCAGCUCUGCAUGACUAGAAUCACUGGGUGGUGGGAAUCUUGUAGGAAUGGAAUUUUAACAUCACUGAGGGAAGAGAUCACACAUGCGGGACAAUGUUUUGCAUUUAGAAACUGAUAUUGACGCCGUCUCAAAUAGAGUCCCCACAGGCCUCGGGACCACGCCCACACCCAACUCAUCCAUGUCCUUUUCCUUGUCCGACUCCUCGAGGACGGAAGCGGAAACAUCGGAUAUACAAACGGCUGCAGGUAUCCUUUCUCAUCCCUUCUCACUUGACUCAUUUUCAUCAGGAAUUCAAAAUAUCACGGUGGGUGUUCUGAGUAGAUUCUAAUUCCUUCUCGAGUUAUCAAGUUGUCGGCACCAAAGUCGACUUAAAUGAUGACAAAAGCUAAAUAAUGUCCCAAGGGGCUGCCAAUUCUACUUUUAGCCAGGCGAAGCAUUCCAUCGAAUAGAAUUGUAAGAUACCUAACUGUAAUAUUUUGGCCAUGACCUAUGAAGGACACUAGGCCAUACCUACUCAAAAAGCACGAGAUGUGUCCCGAUUUGGUCUUGAUUGGAUGACAGACAUGAAAAUGUGCUCUUUGAUAAUUGAAAAAGACAUGAUCGAAUCACCGUGUGAUCACCUUAGCCUCCAGUAUUGUUCUGACGUAGUAUAUGCACGGAUGAUUUCAUGGCCUCUGUUGAUACUGUGUAGCCUAAUUGGAACUUGGGUUACAUCUUCUCCAUUAGUAGGUGCUUUUGAAUAUUAUAAUUAUUCGGCUAAUCAUCUACUGGUAAAAGCAUCGGAUGCCUCGAUCGGAGUCUAGUUGCUCAUUUGGUUAGGUCGUACUGAUGCCUUGUUCAUGCUUUAGCGGAUGUGAAUCCCACAGAGAUGCCGAUUCUUUCACCAAGAGUGAUCACUGUGGGAGGUGGGGUGGGGUGUUGGGGGUGGGAGAUAGAUCACACAUAUUGGACAGUGAUUUGCAAUUAGAGAUUGACAUUGAGGCUGCUCCAAUUUCAGUUGACACACGCAUCUGUUCUACACCCACCCCGACGUCUUCUGUGUCUAUUUCCGCGGAUGUGGAUCCCACAGAGAUGCCGAUUCUUUCACCAAGAGUAAUCACUAGGCGGGGGUGAGGUGGGGUGUUGGGGUGGGGGGGAUUGAUCACACAUGCUGGACGGUGUUUUGCAAUUAGAGAUUGACAUUGAUGCUGCUCCAAUUUCAGUUUACACACGCCUCUGUUCCACACCCACCCCAACGUCUUCUGUGUCUAUUUCCGUGGAUGAGGCCUCGACGACGGAUUCAGAAACCUCCGAGAUUCACAGCGCUGCAGGUAUUCUUUCCCAUCCCGUCUCAUCUGACUCAUUUUUAUUGGGUAUUCAGGGGAUUCAAGUGGGUAAUUUGGGUGGAUUGUAAUUAGCACGUGAGUUUCGACUCUGAAUAUAGAGUGGGAUGUGCUAUCUCAUGAAAUACCUGCCAAUCUUCUGAAAUAAUCUGCGCAAUGCAAGGAAGCCGAAGAGGACGCUAUACGCCGUGAUAUCUACAAGUCUUUUAUUGACACUCUGGCGCCCUGUCUAUGUGAUGUGUUUGAACGCGAGUGGAGAAAUGAGGUUGCUCCUUAUGACUGGGACUCAGGCAUGCUUAUGCCUAUCCUCAAGAAGGGAACGAAGGCAGGAUGCGAGAACUACCGCAGCAUAAGCCUCAUCGAUGUUGCUGCGAGGCUCCUCGUUAUUGUCCUUCUUAUGCGACUGAAGGCUGUGCGUGGCUCCAGCAGAAUGUCCAAGCAAGCCGGAUUUUGUGCUGGACGUGGAUGCGCAGACCAUAUAUUAACACUGAGGUGCGUUCCCGGAUUUCACUAUAACUACCAGCAGCCGAGGGUUGUCUGAUUUGCUGACUGUCACCGCGUUUGCUUCCGUCCAUCAUGCGUCCCUGUGGUGGAGAAUGGUAAUAGGUGGUGUACCGCCAAAUAUCAUCGGCAUGAUCAAAGCCUUUUAUCCCUCAAGUAAUACGCAUAUUCUGGCUCCACGAGGGCGACGAUGUUGAGUUGACACCCGGACACGGGAUUAGAAAACUUUUUUUUAAAGCUUACUUAUACCCCUUUUUAGAGUUUAAAAUAUAACGACGAUGUGAUUGUCUAUCACCUGACUGAAAGAUAGCAUAUUUUUGCUCGUGGUUUUUAUAAAGUAUAUUGGAUUUUGCAUGAUCGUCGAAAAUCAAUGGGAAAAGUGCAUGCUCCUUAAGCAAUCAUUUCUUGCCAAGUUCGGGUACUACAGAAAACUAAAAAAAAACAGUGUAUUCAAAAGCUGACAUCCCGCCAAGUCCGAAAUAUCAUUGGAUUAUGCCGCGAGAUAAUGAGUAUUACAAAAGCGGCUAAGUAAUCCUUCUCAAUCAAAAACACAUUUCAGAAUUUCGGCCAACAUUUCAUUAGAUCGGUCACGCAAUCUACAGCCCCAUCGCCACUGAUAUUCGCGCAAACCGCGCAUGUAUCCAGCCUGUCCUUCUGGUUCUUUCUUAAGCGAAUGCGAAUAUCACAGCAGCUAUAGUGUAUUUCAGAAAUUGAUAAUUUCUAGUGAGUGAAGGAUAGACCACACAUGCUGGCCCGUGUUUUGCAUAUAGAGUCUGACAUUGAGGCUUUUCCAAUUUCGUUUCCCACAGGUCUCCGUACUACACCUAACCCAACGCCUACCAUGUCUAUUUCCCUGGGUGAGGCCUCUAACACGGAAACAGGAGCAUCAGCUAUUCGUACAUCUGCAGGUAUUCUUCCUCUUUGCUUCCCAUCUGACGCAUUUAAGUCGGGAAUGGAAGAGACUCAAGUGGGUGUUUUGUGUAGAAUCUAAGUAGCACAUGGUUUCCGAGUCUGAAAGCGCAGUUCAUUUGUUAUCUAACGAAUUACUUGCUUGUGUAUGGUAUCGGUGUUCGCGGGCGACUCACGUAACCGGUAGGCAGUCCGUUUUUUGUUGUAGAGAGCCAGGUGUCGAUAAGUUUUGGCGUAUGGACCUGGAGAUACUAUUUUUUAAAUAUGAAUGCGGCAGGUGGUUGUGUGCACAUGCCGAAGUUUCCAGGCAUACCAAGUGCAGUUGUCACAUCACUGUUCUACUGUAACUAGGCCCUACAUUGUUGACAAAUGGUAGAGAGAUUGGACGCGGUUGCAUGCUGGAUAUACACAGGGAUGCACCAGUUUUACCGUUGUAUGUCGGACUUAGUCGGCGUACGGAAGUUGAGAAGUCAACUGUUUGUCACUGCAACCUGAGAGGAGGCUAGUUGUCUCCAGUAGAGACGUCCAGAUGUCGUGACAAUUUUUCCACACAAAGCUUCUUACAUGGUACUAAUGAAUGCUGACCGAUAGCGGAGUGUGAGGCUGUUUGCACAGGCGUUCUGAAUAGGACAAUAGUCGACGAAAGGGACCACACAGUCCUUUGAUUUCUCCGGUCACAGUGAGCACAGUGAGAGCGGGGCCGACUUGCCUCAUGUUGAGACUGGCCAUUGCUUGGACAAUGUUUUGAAGAGGAUUUUCAAAAUUGUGUUCAAGAAUGAGUCGCAGCAUGAUUGAGGGUGUCUGCAAAAAGCCAGAGCAAUCUGCCACCUGUGCGGAAUGCGUCUGGCCUAUUAUUUUGCUUUUUUGUAGCCAGCGAAUGCAACAACGGUGAUGCAACGAAAGCCCUCCCUCGCCAUCACUGAAUUCGUCAUCACCGAUAGGCAAUUGCUGGUAAGUUCAGCGACAGGUAGUCAUCCCCGACUCGUUAAGUAGUCCUCUCAAUGAAAACGCAGGGGUGGAGAAGAAGGCGGUCCUUGAGGUGGACUCCACGUGUACAUCCUCGGUGCCUUUGCACUGGUGUGGUUCUUCGGCAACGGAGGCGUCGCACAUAGAUGUUCAUGGCUUUGCAGGUACUAUCUAUCUUCCAUCCCCACUGGACUCUUUUAAGAUAGUAAUUCAAAGGGUUUCGUUUACUGUAGGCAGUCGGUUAUCUAACGCCUAAGGCCGAGUUUGAGUGAUAAUACUAGCUAAAUUAAUGCUCCAGUGAGUGAGAUGUGGUUAUGUGACCCCACCUGGUGGACGCAAUACUGUUGGUGUUGGGGCUAGGGGUUAGGGUUGGGCGUUAUUGAUUAGGGGCCCUAACGUCGAAGGUGCGUACCCCGUCCUCACCUGUAAAAACCCCUAUUACUACCGGUCCCACAUUACAGGUGGCUGGGGUUUGUUUACUUCUGUUGGAGCAACGUAACCACAUCGGACCCUCCAGUGGGUGGAAUACACAAAACUAACUGCUCAUGUCGACCAGAUGCACCAGCUGCAAUAGCGCGCUUCCACGCUCAAGGUGUGGUUUAUUGCAUCUGCGCCUGCUGGAGAUUCCAGCUAAUUUUGCUGUAUCCGAGUACAUGAAUUUAGGUUAACAUCGUUUGAGGCACGCUUUAACCGGAUAUUUAUCUUUGUCGUCCUAGAUUCCACAUCUGAAUAUCCUGUUGUUGGUCUCAAUUUUAACGUACUAUUUGAAAUAUAUUUCAGGGACUUCAAAUUGUAACACUGCGGACCGCCCUUCUGGUGCCGUCAUUCCACAAACCCUUGGAAGACCUUCGUCGAGAAAUCGAGGUAGGGGUUUGCGUCAACGUGUUCGGGAACUGUUCCUUUGUUGCUGGGGUCGUACCUCAAAAGAACAUGCUUUGUUGUGCUUGUAUUUAUUUGUGAUGUCCCAUUCAGCCCACAGUUUUACAGAUGUAUCCUUUUAAUUAGUCAAUAUUUUCCAAUAAAGUAUUUUUUACUCAAUCAGAUUUUCGUAUUUGAGGUAUGCUUGGGCAUGCCGUUGAAGUAUUCAGACGUCUUUUGAUAGCCGCCACAACCAGUGCGUGCCGUGUGCUAAAACUCCAUUCUGAGACUUCUGGAAACGAUCGAUCUUGCGCUAGCCAAUCAGCUGCCCUAUAAAUGAUAUCAGACGCUUAUGAGAGGCUGAAUAUUCGCCAUCCACGGAUGGAGUCAAUAAUGUGAACAUUUUGAGACAUGCAGUCGGUCAGGGCUCGGCAGAUUAGUAGCAGCCGUUAGCUCAGCAUCUCAUUCUUGCCUGUAGGUGGACGAUAUUUCAACGUAGACUGGGAGGACGUUGAGCAGGGAGUACAGUGAGCGAUCUCAUGAAAUGUUGGCUGAAAUUCUGAAAUACGUUUUCGAUUAGGAAGGAUGACCUAAGCGCUGUCGCAAAACGGAUUCUCUUGGGGCAUCAUUCUAUAAUAUAUCGGACUAGGCAGGACGUCAGCUUUUGAAUGCACUGCUUUUAAAUCUCCCGUUGAAUCGGUAUUCGGUAAGAAAUGACUAUUAAAUUAGCUAAUUUUCGAUGGGUUUGCAAAUUCAAAUAUAUUAUAUAGAAACCACGAACAAAAAUAUGCUUUCUUUCAGUCGCUUGAUAGAGAAUCACGUCCUCCUUAUAUUUUAUGCCCGAAGAAAUGGCAUAAGUAGGUUUUGAAAAAGUUUCUUAUUAUGAGAUUUUUCAAGACCGUGCAAUAUCCGUUCAAUUUGCAUCGUAUCUGCCUGUUUACCGCUGCCUCUAAUGAAAUGUACAACAUGGUCCGCAUCCAUUGCAAAAUUUUAUGGAUUAUAUAUGGUGUCUUUUUAAAGGCAUAGAAGAAUAUGCGAUUUUCUUUACGGAGAACACACGCACCUUGUAGACUGAAAUCACUAAGCGCUAAUGCGACGGCCGAUCAGGCUCCAAAUUAUUCGGGUAUUGGAAAACAUUUUGAAAGCCUAAUUAUACUCCUUUUUCGAGUGUAAAAUACAAAGACGAUGUAAUUCUCUAUCUAUUGACUGAAAGAAAGCAUAUUUUUGUUCCGUGUUUCUAUAAAGUAUGUUUCAAUUUUCAAGUCCAUCGAAAAUCUUUGUAAAAAAUGCACGCUAAUUAAGUGGUAAUUUUUCCAGAGUAGGGUUUAUCAAGGAGAUUAAAAUGUGGCGCAUUCAAAAGCCGACAUCCUGCUGAUUCCGAAAUAUUUUAGGACUAUAUCCCAUGAUAAUGAGUGUUUCAACCCCACCUAAGUAAACAUUCUUAAUCGAAAACAUACUUCAGAAUUUCAGCCAACAGUUCAUGAGAUCGGCCGCUCAUUGUACAGUAGAUGUGCUAACUGAGGAAAUGUCAACCAAAAUUUCGAAGUGCGUUCUCGUUUCGAAAAGAUAAAUUAAGUAAUGUUGUAAAACUAAUCAUGAUGCAGCAUAAAUCUAUAAUGAUCCAGUUACCGCAGGGUGUCGGCUUUCGAAAGAACUUAUUUUCGGCUGCAUGCAAGAUCUAUACUCUGCAAAAAAUGACUACUUAUGUAGCAUGAAUUUUCCUCAUUGAUUUUUGAUGUCCCUAAAAAUUCAAUUAUAUUUCAUGGAAAACGCACAAAAAUAUUCAUUCUUUUGCCCCUUCGGUAGGUAAUUGCGUCUUUUUUAAUUUUAUACUCGAAGGAGUGGCAUAAUUCAGUUUUAAAAAAGUUUCUAAUUGUGGGACUUUUAAAUAACGUGAAAUGGCCGUUCAUGAAACGUCAUGUAUCUGCAUUUACGAAUGUGGCUUGUAAAGUUAACAAUAUUGCUCAAAUCCACUGCUUAAUUUUAUGAACCACAUAUAGUCUCCUCUUAACGCCGUAGAGAAAUGCAGCAAUAUUGUUAACUUUACAAGCCACAUUCGUAAAUGCAGAUACAUGACGUCUCAUGAACGGCCAUUUAACGGUAUUAAAAAAUCUCACAAUUAGAAACUUUUUUAAGACCGAAUUAUACUCUUCUUUUAAGUAUGAAAUUGGAAGAAGACGUGAUUUUCUACCGAAUAAGUAAAAGAAUGAAUAUUUUUAUGCAUGUUUUCCAUGAAAUUUAAUUGAAUUUUCAAGGCAUCGAAAAUCAAUGAAAAAAUUGCAUACUACAUAAGUAGUCAUUUUUGCAGAGUAUAGAUCUUGUAUGCAGCCAGAAAUAAGUUCUUUCGAAAGCCGACACCCUGAAGUAACUGGAUCAUUAUAGAUUUAUGCUGCAUCAUGAUUAGUUUUACAACACUACUUGAUUUAUCUUUUCGAAACGAGAACGCAUUUCGAAAUUUUGGUUGACAUUUCAUGAGUUAGCACAUCUACUGUACGUGUAGGGCACGGGGGUUUGUGAUAAAGGGAUGAGCGUUUAUGGACGCAAGUUCAACAGGUUCGGCAUCAAAAUUUUCCCCCUACUAUGACCGAGCGACUUAAAAUCAGGCCACUAUGUCCGAAGCAGUCGAGUCGUCUGAGUUUAUUCCAUACGUAGGAGACAGAUUAUGCAUUUUCGAUCAGUACUCACUAAUUAAACCCCGCGAUGGAGCAAGGAACGCCACAAGCGUAGGCGAGAUGACGUUGGAGGAGUGUCGUGCCACUGGGAAGCAGUGAUGCGCUUUAUUUAAUUCUCGAUGACCAGUUGAAGAAAUACACUGUAAAAAUUAGUUUCAAAUUAAAUCUACCUUAGAAAGCCAGAAUCUUGUCCAAUCGAUGUAGGACUGCUGCAUUGCAUCAAAAUGGUCUUUUGGCAAAAAGUGCCGUCUAGUCUUACAGAAACGGAACUCUCUGAGACCAUAGAAAGGUGGCUGGAGAAUGGAGAAUAGAGGAAUUGCAUUGUCCAUUUUUAAAAAAAACAUUCUCCAUUUUCGGUUCUAGCAACCGCUGAGUAUUUUAAUCUUCCGAGUUUUUUGUACUCGAUUUCAUGCUGCACCAGACCUAGAAAUCUAUUUCAGUCCGGAAACUGAUACACAGAAUAAACGUCAAUCUAGGAUGCCCUGUCCACUUUUGUUGGGUGCUUUUCUGGCUAAACUUCCGUGCAGAUUAUUGGUUAUCGAAAAUUCGUACGAGCCCGUAUUUGAGCGUCUUUUGUGGUCACCUAGAUUUUAUUAAAUUUCUGGCACCAAAAUGUGUGGAGCGUUUAGGCGGCUGGCAUUUGAGCUAAAAACAAUGUUCAAUUUCCGUACCCCUUGCCUAUGAAAGAACCCUUUGAACAAUCAUUCACACCAAUGCAGGCACUCAGUACUAAUUUUUAUCUGUCCAAGUGUGGUAGACCAAUUGUCCGACCAAGAUCUCUGAACAAUCCAAUUUGACAGGCUCACAAAUUAAUUUACUCGAUACGUCAUUUAAUGACUGGUACAGGAUCCUCUUGAACAUACCCCCCACACCAGAUAUUUAUACCUAUGUGAAAAAAGGAAGAGGUUCUUCGGAAAAAUCGAGUUGUACUCGUGAAUUUUCGAUCUGGUGGCACCAACCCGUCGUCUGCCGAAAAAAAGACAAGGGAGAAAGUUGGUUUAUCACACUAGACUAGUUAGCUCCACAGGACAGACAGACUAUUGGCCUAUGAGAGGGAUGGUCACAGAGUCAUAGUAUGUCUCUGUGCGAGGGGGGAGGCGGAACAGUUACGGGUGCCUGUGCUGGAGGGGGAGGGUGGAUGGUGGAUCAAUUGGACGCUGGGUGGCUAGAUUAGCGGCCGUUGAUGUGGCAUUAGGGCAGGGAGCAUUAAGUCGUGAGCGUAGGCCCUCGUAAUGGGCGUCCAGGUCAACAUGGCGGUUGAUACUACCAACAUUGGAGUACCAAGCAUCGGAAAAUUCUCUAGCCCGUUUUGUGUUAGCCAUGGCGACGACCUCAGUGCCACCCUAAUUGAAACGGUGGUCGCACUCGAGUGCGUGAGAAAUGACGAGGGUGUUGCGACCAAGUGUGUGUAUUUUAGCUAAUUUAAACAACAGAAACGCUCAGGUUUACAAGAAAGUUUAGAGUGAAAAAUCGAAAAUGUGCGUAAACCUACACAACUCCCCCACCAGAGCAUUUGUUGUACAAAAGCGAUCGAUAAAAAUGCAAAAGUUACGCCAAAAAGUCUUUGAGUUUAACAGGAAAAUGAAUGUCUACCAGAACGAGAUGAGGUGCGUGGUGCAGUGGUAGGAGAAUCAGGAUGGGUGGGUGGGGUGGUCGAGUGUGGUGGUUGAGUGGAGGGAACCGAAACGGGUGCAUCGUGUGAGGACGGUGCAGAGGAAGUUGGUGGCACAACUGACCGCAGGAUGCACUCAAAAUAGGCUGGCUUAAGUCUGUCAGUGGAGACUGCGUCGGCAUAUCGAUUUGCCAGUCGUUUAUCAAGCACUGGAUGAACAAAUCGGCAGCGCAGCUGCAGGUCAUCCCCCACAGAGGUGAACUAAAAAUACGAUAAGUUGUACAGUUUUUCAUCCCUUGACGAUGGGCUCGCGUGAGAGUUCGAAACGUCGGAUAAAUAAACAAUUGGUCCCAGCGAUCGCCUUCCCGCCUUCUUCCCUUCAAUUGCCUGGACGGCGUGCAUUCUCUCUCAUUCCGGAUAUAUAAGGUUAAGAGCGAAAAUGCUGACCCCGUGUCUUCAGAUGGAAAAUGAAAGUAAGGCGAGCUCUGGGUAUAAAGGCAGUUCUCCCAGGACACUGUGUUUCGCACAAACACGCACUGCAGCAGAGAGGCCGAGAAGCUACAAGAGCGUGCAUCCCUUGCGCUUCUCUUCCUCGUCAAUGGAUACUAAGGCAGCUUCGACAAGAAAUGCUUGUUCCAAAGGCACACAAAAGCCGACGGUGAGCAAAACCAAAAACCUGAAGUAGUUUGUUUCUUGGUUUGCGUGAGGAACGUCUCCAGGGCAAGUGAACGUGUGUUGAAACCACCCAACGUGGGUGUUGGACACCGGCCGGAGGCCAGUAUCCGCCGCCUAGUCAUGCAGCCGAAGGAAGGCUACCAUCCUGAGGAAACGUCGGGCGUCAUGUACCGCGCUAACCGUCUAGGCUGUAGGAACAAUUACUACGGCAUGACCAACAAACGGCUGAUAACGCGAAUGCAUGAACACGCUCUAGCCGUAAAACAAAAAAACGUGUAAUCACCGGUGGUUAGGCACGGUCUGGAAUAUGACCACUCGCUUGAAUUUAACAGUGUACAAUUGCUCGGUCGAUGGAAAGCGGAGUGGCAAGUGAAAUAAUUUAGGCCUGGCAAUCAGACGCCAACUCGAUAAAACGAAACGCCGACCUAACGGUGUCAUACGUGAUCGCCAGCCACCACUUACGUAUUCAGGAUAGAGAAUGAUGGCCCUAUUUGGGGUGAGUAAGGACUUAUUAAAACCAUGCAUUUCUCUAUUAUCUACCCCCAUAAUGCGUUCACGUACGGGGAUGGAACGGUAGAUGAAUAAAUAAUCAUCUCCAGAAUACCAUCCUUAGUCCUGAGUAUAGGUAUUUAUCUACCGUAAAUCGGAUUGGAAACAACACACAUAACCACAUUUGCAUAUUACGAAGACACAGCAAAGUUUAUUUCAUUUAAGAAGUCUUGCUUGUUACACUUUGCGCGUGUCCUAUCCGAGUCAAGCCGAGUAGAGACGUGGAUGGCGUGACUCGAAGUCACUGCCAUGUAAGGAGACUCGAGUUGCACUUAAAGUCCCCUUUAAAAAGAACCGAACGCCAAGUAAACUUAGUUUCAAGGCAGUACCAAUUUAUUCAGCCAUCUGGCAUCCUUCUUAGCCACGACUGUCAUCAGGUAAUUACACUUGCAAGAGCGACAGAAUUAUUACAGUCUUCACUUAGCAUUGUGGCUUAUAAAUUUAACAAUACGGAUAAAAUCCACUGCUAAAUGUUAUGAACCCUACAUGGUCUCCCCCUUUAGUACCGUAGAGAAAUGUGUGGUUUUCCUUAUGCGGAAAAUAUUCGGCUUGUAGUUUGGAAACCCUGAAUCCACGUGCAACGGUACAGCGGGUUCAAAAGUAUUCUGGAAUAAGAAAAGAUUUUGAAAACCCAAUUAAAUACUUACUUCGAAUAUAAGAUUAGAAGAAGACGUAAUGAUCUACCGAAUGAGCAAAAGAAUGAAUAUUUUUAUGCAUGUUUUUCAGGAAAUAUAAGUGGACUUAUAGGGGCAUCAAAAAUUAAGUUGUAGAAUGCAUUCUAAUUAAGUAAGCACUUUGUACAGACUACAGAUUCUGUAUGCAGUCGGCAGGAAUUUCCUUCAAAAGCCGGAAUCCUGGUGCAACUUAAAUAUUAUAGAAUUAUUUUGCAGGCUGACUAGUUUUAUAAUCCCACUUAAUUAAUCUUUUCGAAACGAAAACGUUUUGCAUAAAUUCAGUUGACAUUUAGUGCGUUAGCCCACCUACUGUAUGCCUCCAUGGCACAGCUACUAACGCGUAUAAGUCAAUUACUGGAUGCAAGUUGCAUGCAUUAGACGAGGCUGAAAUUCUCGUAAGAUGUGAACCGGGAGCUGCUUUACUCAUGGUUUACUGCCGCCUAUAAACAAGUGCAAUGACCUUCGCCUUCCAUACCCACUGCUGAGACUUCGCCUUGGCAUAGUUAUUUGCCACGCGGGAACCGCACAGGUGAACCCUGUUCCCAACGUGGUUUCAAAUCCCACCGAGAUCGCCGAGAGUUCACACUUGUGUCAAAAUGAUAUAACCUUAAUUUUGAAGAAGGAGACACGAACGCUGGGAUAAGAGCUUUACUAGCCUGACGUUUCGGAUUCUUGCUCGUACCCAUCAUCAGAGACAAAGGCAGAUACGUGUGGUUCAUGCCCAAGUAAUUAGCCACGCGGGAAGCGCGCAGGUGAACCCUGUUCCAACACCACAACAUCAAACGCACGUGAUGAAAUUGCAACAAUUAAAGACGCUAAUAUCGGCCAUCAAAAUUGUCAGCAGACCAAGUUCAGCGAUAUCUGAUAAAGGGUGUGGGGAGCCGUAAAUAUUCAUGGGUAUGCGGUAGCAUGGCGACUGCAUCCUCUAAAUACUGCAGCCCCUUGUACAUGAAUCAUCCGUAUCCGCUUUUGCCUCCGAUAACGGGUUCGAGCAGGAAUCCGAAACGUCAGGCAAAUAAAGCUGUUGUCCCAACACAGCUCAUCUCUUCGGUUUCUCGCCACCUACAGCAGUGACGCACGCGUAGGCGAUCAACCACAAAGUCACCAUCUCAGGCAGUUGGCUUCAUCACAUGUCGCAUCCGCCUGCUCGAACUUUCAAAACCAGAGAAACUCACUGCAACACCAAGUCCAAGUGCUCACCCCCUGAAUUCGCAUCGGAAUUCGUGAAGUUCGUAUAGCCCUGAUGAAUUACCACGAUAACAUCUCCAACACGACUUUGUCCACCUGAGAGUAAUUGAGAAAGCGUACCAUGUAUUGUAAUGCACUCAAACAUUCCUCUGAAAUAAUAUCACUUGCUUCCUUGCAUACAGUUAGUGACCUUACUCAUGAACUGUGUCGAAAUUUUGCAAAUUAUUGCAAAUUAUCUUUUAAUAAGUAAUGCGGUUUCGUAUGUGACAGUUUGUCAACUGCCUACAUUCUGAGUGUAGAUUCCAAAACAGUCUUCCAGUGAUUCCUUUUAUUUGCUGGAAGUAAAUGAGAUGGGGUUUAACAGGAGAAGCUGAAUUUUGCUUGAUUUGACCGAUGGGGACGUCGUAGGAACGAAAGUUUGAUGAAUAAAUAAUAAUCUCCAGAGUACCAUCCGUAAACCCGAGGUUAGGUAUUUAUGUACCGUAAACCGGAUUGGAAACAGCACGCAUAACCGAAUCACAAUUAUAAAAAACUAAGGCAAAGUCUAUUUAAUUUUCGAAGCUUUGCCUGUCAUAAUUUGCAAUAUCCCCCGAACUUUUAAAAUCAGAUAAAUUUCCUACGACGCCAAGUCCAAAUGCUCACCCCCUGAAUUCGCAUCGGAGUUCGUGAAGUUCGUAUAGCUCAGAUGAAUUAUCACGAUAACAUCUCCAACACGACUUCGUCAACCUGAAAGUAACUGAGAAAGCUUACCACGUUUUGUAAUAUACUCAAACAUUUCUCUGAAAUAACAACACUUGCCUCCUUUCACAGGUUAUGCUAUCAUACCAGAAAGACGAUUGAGGUAGUUUGGACGGGUUCUUCGUCAUCUACCUUAAGAGUUCAGUGUUACCACCCUCGAUCCGCCCCCGUUACCCCAUCAGAGAAGUCGAAGAGGGAGUCAAAGCAAAACCUGGUUCGAAGCCGUCUGUCAAGACAUGGAAGUGGUUCUUGUAUCUUGAGACUUCGGUCUCCGUGGUUGGCGAAGAGUAUGAGUUUAACGAUCCAGAUCUGCAGCCACUAAACGUCAGGCGUUGAGAGGUACAGUUCGGGGCAUCAUCGAGGCUAGCUAGAUAUGGCAUGAUCGCAGUUCUACCAGGUACAAUUAAGUAACCGGACAGACCGUGAGCCCGUCCGUCCGACACUGCACUCUGGCAGUCAUCGGUGAGUGUCUACAUUCACCUCGGCCAGUCGAUAUUGUCGUUUAUCAGACUCCAGCUUGGCGUACGCCUGCAACUGAUGCGUUAAGUUAACCAGAUCGUGUGCCGACGCAUAUUGUAUACCAUAAUCUAUGCGGACAACUAUGAGUAGCCUGAACGUAGUCCACUGAGAUCGUGUUGCAGUCAAUAUGAUGCGCGACAAAGAGCGGGUGGGGUGUAAGCCGUCUGUUCGCGAUCGUGCUGUCAUCAAUAAGACGCCACCCAUUCAAAACUAUCUAUCUCAAACGGAUUAAAAGAAAAACAUAUUUAUCGCAGUCGCAAAGUUAGUACAUUUGGGCAGCCUGUUAGAAACUGAUGUCGGGGAGUGGGGGGGGAAAUUAUGCUAAGUGAGGCCGUUUGGGACUCAUCUCAUGCUUUCCACAAAUAAAAAUGAUUGGGAUAGGGCCAAAGUACGCAGCCAAUUCAUUCACUGGCGUUCCUUUGUUUAGAAAGAUUAGUAAACAGUCUGGCACACUGUGCAGCCGCUUGGCACAAAUGCAUAUCUGAUUCCACAAAGUCUACCACACUCGAGGGCGCGUUUCCCAUAUAUCAUAGCAUAAACACACAACUCGACUAGGGGAUUCAUUGUCCUCAAUUCGAACGCUGCUCCGCAAUCUUUUAGACGACAAUCAUUUAAAAUUCGUCAUUUACUCAUUAAGAACUGCUCGCAGUGCUUGGAUUCGCGUGUAGCAGAAAGUGCAGAAAAUCUAAAUGCAUCUCCUACCUCCUUGCAGGUGCAGACAAGUACGCAGUACAUACCUUCGAAGUUAUCCAUUUCGUUCCAGCCAACCGUUUGAGCAUCACCAAAGAUCCAAACUACGAAAAUGCUACACGACUUUCGUCAAUCACGCCCCCCAUUGAGGGAAGGGAUUUGGUUAAGGAGCAAAUCGGUAAGGCCUACAAGUUCAUCAAGGAUACAGCGCUUUAA